AAAAUCAGAGUGAUAGAAAUGAAAGUAACAAAUAGUUUGUACAUUUGUGUUUAAAAAAGUAAUUAGUCUGAGAAUAAAAUUCAGGAAGGAUAAGACUUGUAGGCGGGAGGCAUACUAGGCUGAAUGUUUUGACUGGCACAUCUGCCAUCGUUUCAAAGCUGCAUUUUUUAAGUUGAUACAGAGAUUGAGAACCUGAAGGGUUAAGUACGUGGGAGUGGCAACAUUCAGGAUGUACUGAAAUGUUUGUUUUAGCAGGAAGCUUUUUUGCCUGUAAAUGAUUUUACAGUAUUCAGCCUUCAUUUACUUAACUGUGCUGUUAUUUUUCAUUGUGACCUGCCUGGGACCAGCACAAAGCAAACAUGGCUGUAGACACAAGCCUCCUUGCCGUAAUUUCAUUGCUUUCUGCCAUGCAGCAAGUUUACUUCAUUAAAUGUUUGAGAAGGUGCAGGACAAAGCCUAACACUACGUCUCCGGCUUCUUCAGGAAAUGAAGAGUUUGACAGUACGUUUGAAGCAAAACUUCAAAGCAUUGUGGGUGGUUACCCUGCUUUCUUGGUUUGCUUCUGGAUUGCUGGGUGGUUUGUCAGUCAAGGUGUAGCUGCUGUGCUUGGUCUGGUAUAUAUGUGUGGAUAUCAUUGGCGAUUCUGUAUGCAUACAGCCAAAGAAAGGUCAUCAGACUUUUACCUGAGUGACAAAGCUCUACAAAUCUUAGCAGUCAUUGGUGCAGUAGGCGUUUUCACUGCUUUACUGGAUGAAUAUCUUGACUUCAACAUUAUGAAGAAAAUAUACAAACUCUUUUGAAGAAGGAAGAACUUCCUUUCCACAGUCAUGAUUUUGUCAGCAGUAACAGUUAUUUCAAUGAGUUGUGUUAAGAUAUUUAUUUGAUUCUCACUUUUGAAGGGAAAUUCUCUAGGCUUAAAAUAGCUUGCAAGGGCUGCUAGCCUAGCACUUACCCAUGAACCUAAGGCUAAAUUAUGCAGGUGGUCCCCUCGUUUUUUCAAUAACAGACCUAUAGAUAGGGUAAUGACAUAUAUUUGUCUUACUUCAACAGUCUAAUAGCAUUUUCAGUAUGAGGUCCUCUUUCUUUUACAUAGCUUUACGAGGACAGUAAUACACACUAUCAAUACAAGGUACCUACUAUUAUUCUAAUUGAUUAUCUGGAUGCUGAGGUUCCCCGCAAAUCUAUAUUUUUUUUCUGUAACAUAGAUUAACCAGUGACAGGAACAUGGUACAUAUUUUAAUGAGAGUCACUUUAUAGUAUGAAAUGUUUUUGAAUAUUUAUAAUGUCCAGCAGAAUGUUCAAUAAAGACAAAGCAAUUGGGAUGUGUGACCUGA
Molecule: messenger RNA, 1334 nt
Organism: Protopterus annectens (West African lungfish)
Lineage: Eukaryota; Metazoa; Chordata; Ceratodontiformes; Protopteridae
Gene: MGST2
Product: microsomal glutathione S-transferase 2
Exons: 5
Coding region: 360-800 (146 amino acids)
Biological process (GO): leukotriene biosynthetic process
Cellular component (GO): endoplasmic reticulum; nuclear envelope
Molecular function (GO): glutathione peroxidase activity; glutathione transferase activity; leukotriene-C4 synthase activity
Source: RefSeq, a predicted model, not a curated record